AGGAUCGUCGCUCGGCGCACGAGUCUCCUGGCAAAAGGAAGAAGACGCGGCCAGACUGGAAGGCCUCGCGGGUGGGUCCGAUGAGUCUAAUAUAAGAGAAAAGUGGCAUCACCGAGCAACGGUGUGCUGAAAGCGGCCUGGUCCAUGAGGCCCCUAUCCUUUGAGAACCUACGAAGGCUCGUAGGUCGCAGGAAGGAUCGCAACGAGCCCUCCUUUAAGCGUAGCGAGUCGUUCAAGAGAAUUUCGAUACGCAAGAGUUACUUGGAUCGUGGGAAACGUAGGAGCAAGCUUCAAAAAAGUACUAACGAGCUGAGCAGCAGCGCGGCGGGGGAGAGAAAUUCGCAAGCGGUCGGUAUCACCACUGUGCUACCGGAACCGGAUGUUAAGAAGCACGAUGCGGGAACUAUCGCUUACGACGAAUGGCUGAACGGCGUAAACGCGGCGCAGGAAAGCAGCAAGGAUGAGUUUGCCCUCUCUGCUCAGCAGCCCUCGACAAAGCAGCAGCAGGCCAAGCUCAACCAGAGCAAGUCCGACGUGGUUACGGCCGAGCUGGCCGUUUUAAAGCUCGACGACUCGCCGGUCUUUCUGCGCUGCAGCAAAGUACCUCCGCUCACGGCUAACGAAAGGGUUCACGAGGUCGAGGAGGAGCUCGAGGUCUCCCCGUCUUCGACCACCAACGCGCCAGAGGGUCCUCUGAGCGUUAGCGUGAGUCUCGGGCGGGUUUGGCGCGACGCUGUUCCAGUGCCGUACCCCGCGCCACCUGGGCCCUCGGCCCAUCAUUCCCUGGACAGUGCCCUUAAGGAACGCAAGCCUCAGCCCACGGUUGCCAGGACUAUCUCUGCUCCCGAGAAGAGCGUUACCAAGAAACCUUGCGCAAGCACUCCCGGCUUUAGCUUCUCUUUGUCCAUAUCGAGACUGGCUGAAUUCAAAACUACCAGGAAUGGAUUCUUUCGCCGAAAAACGCCGAAGCCUUCGCCGAGCGUCAGUUCCGACGGAUAUUUCAAGAGGACCAGUGUGCCCAGACAAUCCAGUUCGCGUAGACGCGGUAGACGAUCCUCUCGGAGGAAAUCUUUAAAAAGUGAAACAAGCAGGGCCGAAGAUCGUUCCUUGAGUCCCGUCUGGUUCGUCCCACCGGAACGACGUCGUUCCCGACGUCAGAGGAGAGUGUGGCGCGAGAUUCGUUACUUUCCCGUGGACGAGGAUUCUGCGGAAGAUAGGAUAGACGACGCCACCUCAAAUCUCUCCGACGAGUUUGACGAUCAGAAGCUCCUGCUGUCCGGGGACUUCAACGAAAAUCCGAAAAACGCUAUUUCGAAUUCUCACGAGGCAACGUCGUCCUCGCUGGACUCAUCCUCGUCCCGUUCAACUUGUCCGGCAGCGACGGUUCCGAAAAUCAGUGACUUCAACGAGGACAAACUCUUCUCCGAGGAGCUUCGCGUAUCCGGCGUCUUGGCGCACAGACGCACCUGGCAACCCGUACCUUCGGCCAGCAAUUACUUCGCCAGCCGACUGUUUUUAAACUUCCUCUCCAAGGGCUCGACCGAACGCGAAUUGCUCCCGGGCGACAGCGGCUACUACAUCUGCCUGUCGACCAGUGAAAGUGAACCGGAGGUCAACGGCUGUUUGGAGCAAGAAGAAAAAGUGGGAAAGCCGCCGAGGAAACAACAGAAACAACAGGAGCAGCUGCGUCGAAAUCAGCAGCACGGACCAAGACGCCGUCCUCUGCGCCGGAAAUCGCAAUUGCGUCGCGGCGCCGGUCAGCCGGUUUACCUCGUGCGCAAGUGCUCUUCCUUAAGGAGACGACCCAGGGACAUAACGCAAAAGGGAUACGAGAAGAAGAGGACCCGUCUACUUCAACAGUAUGCUUCCAAGCAGCAGGGUGAGUCCAGGGGUGGCAAUGGUGGAAGCGUCCUUGGAAGUAGCGUAGUAAGUGGAACAGGUUAUGGGAGCGGUGGUGGUGGCGGUGGUGGUGGCGGUGGUGGCGUUGGGGUUGUGGGAAGCGGUUCAGGAGGCGUCAGCGUCGGUGGACGUCCUCAGCCACGUGCGAGACGCACACAGCGCCGUGUCACGCACCCCGAAAAACGUUAUCACUCAGGAGGCCGGCUAGUUCCUGGGGGGAUCGCCAGUCCUCCGGGUUCUGGCGGCUCGACCGGAAACACCGCGAACUCAAAUUCGUCGGCCGCAAGACGCGGAAAUCGCAGACUAACGCGGAACGAGAGCCGCUACCACUCCGAGGUGCGUCAGGAAGCCGUGCAGCAGGCGCUGGCGGCCAUGCAAGGAAGGCCCAAGCCGUCUUUGCCGAUGCCGUCGAAGAGGACUUCGGUGAUGGCCAGGAGUCCCGAUCGCGAGCGCCGUGACAGCGGGGAGUCGAGCAGCGACGAGGACAGCGUGGUCACGGAGGACAGUCCUGGGGCCGGUGGACCAACUGGCACGGGACUGUCCGACACCAGCAGUACGGGAUCGGCCAGGGACACCCCGCCGCCACCCAGGCCGCCAGCCAGAAGACCACCAGCCGAUAUUACGGACAUCGCCGAGUACACUCCACAUGCCUAUUGCAAUAUUCAGCCGCCUGACGUCACGCACACGGCCCAGUCCAGGAGACCCGGCGCGGACCGUGUGAAUCGUUAUCACGUUGUGGAGGAUAACACCGGGACCACCGGCAGGUGGAAGGUCUCGGCGAAGAUACAGCAGCUUUUGAAUACUCUCAAGAGACCCAAGAGGAGGCCACUGCCUGAAUUCUACGAGGACGACGAUAUAGAGCUGGAGAUCGCGGCCAAUCCGAAGGAUCCGAACGCACCGAAGCCCGAGGGUGGCUCCAUGACGUCCGCAAUUGGCGAACAGCUGUCGGUGCCUUCGGGCUUGCCGAGAUCUCUCGAAGCGGCCAUACAGAGGUAUGGCUCUGCUUCGUACAAAGCACCCGCAGCUACGGUCCUCGAUCCUAAUGGGAAGCUCUGCGUUACUCUCACCUAUGGGAAGCUGCUGAGUCGCUCGCACAAGAUAGCUUAUACCCUGCUGAACAAAGCGUUGAGUCGUAGCGGGGACUGCUGCCUCAAGCCGGGAGAUCGCAUAGCUCUCGUAUAUCCAAACAACGAUCCUAUAAGUUUCAUGUGCGCGUUCUACGGCUGCUUACAAGCCGGCAUUGUCCCCGUGCCCAUUGAGGUUCCUCUCACUCGUCGGGAUGCGGGGUCGCAGCAGAUCGGCUUCCUCCUUGGGAGCUGCGGUAUCCAGGUAGCCUUGACGAGCGAGGCUUGUCUCAAGGGAUUGCCCAAGACGGCCGCUGGGGAGGUGGUGGCUUUCAAAGGAUGGCCCAAGCUACAGUGGUUCGUUACCGAACACCUUGGCAAGACUCCUAAGGACUGGCUGCCGCCUCCGAGACUGACCGACGACACUCCGGCUUACAUCGAGUACACCACCGAUAAGGACGGCUCUGUGAUGGGUGUGACGGUGACCAGGGCGGCUAUGCUCGCCCAUUGCCGCGCACUGACGAUGGCCUGUGGUUACACAGAGGGCGAGAAUGCCGUGUGUGUUUUGGAUUUUAAACGCGAAGUGGGCCUGUGGCACAGCACCCUGACUAGUAUCCUCAACGGGAUGCACGUCAUCUUCAUUCCCUACGCUCUCAUGAAAGUUCAUCCGGCCAGCUGGAUGCAAAUGAUUACGAAGCAUCGAGCCAGCGUUGCCGUUGUCAAGUCUCGGGAUCUUCACUGGGGACUUUUGGCUACCAAGGAUCAUAAGGAUAUCUCGCUGUCUUCCUUGAGACUGCUCCUUGUCGCCGAUGGCGCUAAUCCUUGGUCACUCUCCUCCUGCGACCAGUUUCUUUCCGUAUUUCAAGCCAAGGGACUUCGUCCCGAUGCCGUUUGUCCCUGUGCAUCCUCCAGCGAAGCCCUUACCGUGUCUAUAAGACGUCCUGGACGCGCGGGUGUCAACGCCACGGGACGUGGAGUUUUAUCCAUGUCCGGACUGAGCUACGGCGUCGUUCGAGUCGACCAGGAGAAUUCACUUACGUCGUUAACUCUACAGGAUUGUGGCCAGGUCAUGCCUGGAAGUGUCGUCGUCGUGGUGAAAAUGGAAGGGCAGCCAUUGAUCUGCAAGACCGACGAGGUUGGCGAGAUAUGCGUGCACAGUUCAGCGACAGGAAGCCAGUACUGGGGUCUACAGGGUCUUACAAAUAAUACCUUCAAGGUUUCACCCUCGCAAGCUGACGGUACUCCUAUCGGUGACGUAGAGUACGCCCGUUCAGGCCUUCUGGGUUUCCUAGGACCCGGUGGUCUGGUCUUCGUCUGCGGCUCGCGCGACGGCCUCAUGACUGUCACUGGUAGAAAACACAACGCGGACGACAUAAUCGCCACGGUCCUCGCAGUGGAACCCAUGAAGUUCAUUUAUCGCGGAAGAAUCGCAGUGUUCAGCGUCCGGGUGCUUCGUGACGAGAGGAUAUGUGUAGUCGCCGAGCAGCGACCGGACUGUAGCGAAGAGGAAAGUUUUCAAUGGAUGUCCAGGGUCCUCCAGGCCGUGGACUCCAUCCACGCGGUUGGGAUUUAUUGCUUGGCACUUGUCCCACCGAACUAUCUACCCAAGACGCCUCUUGGCGGUAUACAUCUAUCGGAAACUAAAAGACGCUUCCUGGAGGGUGCUUUGCACCCUGCGAACGUGCUCCUUUGCCCGCACACUUGCGUCACCAACUUACCGAAACCUCGCGAAGUGCAUUCGGCGGGGGAUUCUGUUGCAGACGUGGGACCAGCCAGUGUCAUGGUGGGGAACAUCGUCCAGGGUAACAGACUGGCUUCGGCCCAGGGUCGCGAUAUGGGUGUCCUGGAUGAGGAUAGCGAUAACGCUAAAAAGUACCAGUUUAUUUCUGAGAUUCUUCGAUGGCGAGCUAUCAGCACGUCCGACCAUCUGAUCUUCACGUCUCUCAAUGCCAAGGGCGCAAUCGCAACUUCACUGACUUGCUCGCAGCUUCAUAAAAAGGCUGAACGCAUUGGGAAUCUACUUCUCGAUCGUGGUCGUAUCAAUACUGGCGAUCACGUUGCCCUUAUAUUCCCACCGGGUACGGAUCUUAUUUGCGCCUUCUAUGGGUGUCUUUAUGUCGGUGCUGUUCCGGUUACGAUCAGGCCGCCGCAUCCUCAAAAUCUUCAGACUACCUUGCCGACUGUUCGCAUGAUUGUGGAUGUCAGUAAAUCUGUCUUGGUAUUGUCCAAUCAAAACAUCUUAAAGCUCCUCAAGACAAAAGAAGCUAACAACGUCGUGGACAUAAAAAGCUGGCCAACCACCUUGGACAUGGACGACAUGCCAAAGAAGAAGCUUCCAGUAAUGUACAGAGCGCCUACUGCAGAGAUGCUCGCCUAUCUAGACUUCAGCGUGUCCACAACUGGGAUGCUGGCCGGCAUCAAGAUGUCUCAUGCAGCAGUGACUUCCUUAUGCCGUGCUAUGAAAUUAGCAUGCGAACUCUACCCAUCCCGACACAUUGCACUGUGCCUUGAUCCUUACUCUGGAUUAGGUUUUGCACUGUGGUGUCUUAGCAGUAUAUACAGUGGUCAUCAUUCUAUACUCAUACCGCCGUCUGAGGUGGAAGCCAAUCCAGCACUCUGGUUAUCAGCUGUGAGUCAGUCCAUGGUCAGAGACACCUUUUGCUCUUAUGGCGUGAUGGAGCUGUGCACAAAGGGUCUGGGUUCUUCGGUUCACGCUUUGAAAGCUCGCGGAGUCAGUCUGGCAUGCGUCAGAACCUGUGUAGUGGUUGCUGAAGAGAGGCCACGAAUCGCUCUGACAACCAGUUUCAGCAAAUUGUUCUCAGCCCUUGGUCUAAGUCCUCGAGCAGUGUCUACGUCCUUCGGGUGCAGAGUGAACACAGCAAUUUGCUUGCAGGGUGCAUCGAGUCCGGAACCGUCGACAGUCUACGUAGAUUUACGAGCACUCCGGAACGACCGAGUUUCUUUGGUGGAAAGAGGAAGUCCUCACUCUCUAUGCUUAAUGGAAUCCGGAAAGCUACUUCCGGGUGUUAAAGUGAUAAUUGCCAAUCCGGAAACUAAGGGUCAGUGUGGUGACUCCCAUCUUGGUGAAAUAUGGGUACAGUCCUCGCACAACGCAAGUGGCUACUUCACCAUUUAUGGCGACGAGAGCGACUACGCGGACCACUUUAAUGCACGUCUCGUUACUGGAAAUACUGGAGAAGUCUAUGCCAGGACAGGCUACCUAGGCUUCUUGAGACGCACCGAGAGUGUGCAGCAGUCGGCUGUCGGCGAUGUUCCUAGUGAAAGUGUUACCAUUGACCCAGACGUUCCUCCGGCCGAUGCUGAACUCCACGAUGCCGUUUUUGUCGUCGGGGCUCUGGAUGAGGCUAUUCUACUCAGGGGAAUGCGAUAUCAUCCUAUUGAUAUCGAGAAUAGCGUAAUGAGGUGCCACAAAAAAAUAGCCGAAUGUGCCGUUUUCACGUGGACGAAUCUUCUGGUGGUUGUCGUGGAACUAGAUGGCAGCGAGAGCGAGGCCCUGGACCUGGUGGCUCUGGUUACAAGCGCCGUCCUGGAGGAGCAUCAUCUGGUAGUAGGCGUAGUAGUCGUCGUGGAUCCAGGAGUGGUGCCGAUCAACUCACGUGGUGAGAAGCAACGUAUGCACCUUCGCGAUGGUUUCCUGGCGGAUCAAUUGGAUCCCAUCUACGUGGCGUAUAACAUGUGAACGUCUGGGAAAGCUCAAACUUCCAAACUCCCUGAUAUAUAGUCAUGGGAUUAUCGUCGCUGUUAUAAAUCACCAACAUUUACGGACAAGGCUCAUUUGUCUUGAUCCGUAUAUCAUCUGAAAGGAGACAGACUCGUCUACUAAGAUAAUACUUUUGUCCGAUUGUCUUGUCCUCUGGCUGAUAAUUCCAACGUCUCGUAGACGCCUGUUAUGCCUCCCUGGAUACAUUUGACUUGCGCGUAUCUCUUACGUAAGUUACGUAUCGUACAUGAGAUCCGUCGUAAUUAGAUCAGCCGAGGGAUUCGUUGUCGAAAUUUUUUAAAUCGACAAACAGCCGCUCAACAUUGAACACGCACGAUAUUCUUAAAAGCAUUGGUACACGUUUUAUUGUACAAUUUUGUCAAUUUCUACACGUACGAAAUGCCGUUCGGUUUACCGUAAAAUGUAGUACCGAGUAUCGGACAGUCGUUUUACCUUUUAUUUUCUUCUCUGAGGAGUUCGCAGGAACCGACGAAAAAUUCUGACGAUUAACCUAGAUAAUUAUUAACUCAAGAUUCGCGACUUGGCAUAUACUAUCUUUUAAUAGGAUAGUAUAGCAUAGUGUAUACAAAUUACCGAGCAUGCGUAUAUUCAAAUUGCGAAGAAGACUCAGUUUUUCCUAUAUAGAAAUAUACAUUGUAAAUCGUAUACAAUGAACAGCCUAUCCGGUAGCGUAUGGUCAAGUAAUUAUUCAAAAGUUGUGUAUACACGUUCGACCGGUUCUUGUAUAAAUAGUGAGACAAUAAUGAAAAAAAAAAAAAUUAAAUUUUCAUUAACACGUAGUCACAAGAGAAGCGCCACGUAAUUAGUUAUAACGACAAAGCGACUAUGAAUGAACACAGUAAUUCUUCACAGAAUUGACUGCAGCAAAUUUUCGUUGACACUUGCAGUAUUAUCUUUAACAAUGAAAAUAUUAACAAACACGAGCAGGCAAGCGAUGGAACUUCUAUUGUUGGAUGCCUGCUUAGAAAAGACUGCAACAGACCCAUGUAACACGUUACGUACGUAACCGAGAAGAACACAAAAGAACCUGGGACUCCUUCAGAGAAUACAAAAAGACUAUUAUUAUUAUUAUUUACUGCUGCGCUAUUAUUAUCAUUAUCAUUACUACUACCUAGCACUACUCACUAUUUCUACGACUACUAUUAUUAUUGCUACUCCUUCUAGGAUAACUUACCGAGAACAAGAAAUGCGUUAGAUUUUCACCUGAGUAUGUGCACAGUCGAUGCGAAAAGAAGAAACGAUUAUUUUAAAUCAAAUAAGAUAUAAGUAUCAGAGAUUGUGCUCGUACAGCGUAUAAGGAUGCUACCUUCUGUUCGGAUACCUCGUCGCCGUAGGCGCCAGUAUUAUUAGUUUCUCUCGAGCAGUCGAUAUUAUAAUCAACUGACGUAGGAAUGCUCGAUACCAGCCACUGUGAACUUCCCAUUAUGUCGCGCCCUUGUUACGUAACCGUGCAAGGACAAAAAGUGAAAACUGUUCACCGUGGCUGGACAGGUGGACAUUAAGUCGAGAAAUCAGGCAUUAUCCAACGUACGGUACUUUUAUUUCUUGACGUUACAUACAGAAGAUUCGUUAAGACCAUUUGCAAAAAAAA
This is a messenger RNA of Cephus cinctus (wheat stem sawfly), 8296 nucleotides long. RefSeq names its product disco-interacting protein 2 (gene DIP2). The transcript is spliced from 13 exons. Lineage: Eukaryota; Metazoa; Arthropoda; Insecta; Hymenoptera; Cephidae. The coding region runs from base 145 to 6663 and encodes 2172 amino acids. The record is from RefSeq and is a predicted model, not a curated record.